CCUCUUGGGUCCCUGGGGUGACAUCUCUGCUCCUGCCCUGGAGACAGCCCUCUCCCCAGCUCAGUGUGGGCGGGGGCAUGGUAUGCUGAGGUCUCUCUGAAGCCCCUGUGCAAGCUUUGAGCCUAAGACCUGGUCCAACAUGGCCAAUCCAGUGCAGCCUCAGUUUACCCGGUCGCAGGAGCUGGGCUCCACCUCACCAUUGGACCUGCCUGAGAUGGAGAAGCUUCUCACCAAGGUGGAGGACAAGGGGGACACAGCCCUGAAUCUGUCCAAGUCCCUGUCAGGGGCUCUGGAUCUGGAGCAGAAUGGGCACAGCCUGCCUUUCAAGGUGAUCUCUGAGGUGCACCGGGAGACCUCCCACCCCGGCUCCCCUUCCCGUGUCAGCUCACGGCGGGCAUCCUCCAUCGUCACAACCUCCUAUGCCCAGGACCAAGAGGCCCCUAAAGAUUACCUAAUCCUUGCCAUCGCUUCUUGCUUCUGCCCCGUCUGGCCCCUCAACCUCAUCCCUCUCAUCUUUUCUAUAAUGUCUCGAAGCAGCGUGCAACAAGGAGACAUGGACGGGGCCCGGAGGCUCGGCCGUCUGGCUAGGCUGCUUAGCAUCACCUUCAUCAUCCUCGGGAUCGUGAUCAUCAUUGUGGCUGUCACGGUCAACUUUGCAGUUCACAGUAAAUAGAAGGAAGCAGGGAGCCAUGCUAGCACAAGCAGACACUGGCCAGCUCUGAACCC
Molecule: messenger RNA, 726 nt
Organism: Dipodomys ordii (Ord's kangaroo rat)
Lineage: Eukaryota; Metazoa; Chordata; Mammalia; Rodentia; Heteromyidae
Gene: Trarg1
Product: tumor suppressor candidate 5
Exons: 3
Coding region: 140-673 (177 amino acids)
Cellular component (GO): membrane
Source: RefSeq, a predicted model, not a curated record